This is a messenger RNA of Oikopleura dioica, 294 nucleotides long. The record is from the annotation of a GenBank genome assembly. Lineage: Eukaryota; Metazoa; Chordata; Appendicularia; Copelata; Oikopleuridae.
AUGGAAAAUAAGGACGAUCUCAUUUUCAAAACUUACAAACCAAAGUUGACAAAUUUUGCUUGGUGGAUAGAAUUUGCCAAAAUUUGUGCUUUCUGCGUCACCAUCAUUUCAAUUUUUCUUUACUGGCACUUCAAAAAAGAAAGUGCUCCGAAAGGACAACUGGAGAAGGAGGACAAAACCAAUUAUGAAAAUGAUAAACGAUCAAGCUUUCUCUCGCCGUACAAAAAUCGAUCCCUUUCUGAUGACACAACAAGUUUUUUAUUUGAAAGCCUGUCUCUUAAUAAAUCCAAAUGA